Molecule: messenger RNA, 1374 nt
Organism: Fraxinus pennsylvanica
Lineage: Eukaryota; Viridiplantae; Streptophyta; Magnoliopsida; Lamiales; Oleaceae
Source: the annotation of a GenBank genome assembly
AUGGAGUUUUCAAAACGUUACUGUUUAUUCUCUGUCCUUUUGUUUGUAUAUGUUCAACACUUCGCCGCCGUGAAUUCCAUCGGAGUUAAUUACGGCACCCUUGGAAACAACCUUCCACCGCCGGCUCAAGUUGCACAGUUUCUCAAGGAGAAAACCACCAUCGACAGAAUCAAGCUCUUUGACGUGAACCCAGAUAUUCUCCGGGCAUUUGCCGGCACCGGAAUCUUCGUGGCCGUCACUGUUCCGAACGGAGAAAUCCCAAACCUCGUUGACAUCAGGUAUGCUCGUAGGUGGGUGGGUAGCAACAUUAAACCAUUCUACCCACAAACUAAAAUCAACUACAUUCUUGUGGGGAAUGAAGUACUCCAUUGGGGACCUCAAAAUUUUAUCGAUAAUCUAGUUGCCGCCAUGAGAAGUCUUCACUCAGCACUCAUCCAAUCUGGGAUUAAAGGUGUUAAUGUUACAACGGCUCACGCUUUGAGUAUUCUUGAAUCUUCCGAUCCGCCGAGUUUGGCCAAGUUCCGGCCAGGUUGGGAUAUUGGAGAUCUAGCCCCUACCCUGCAAUUUUUACGUGAAACAAGGUCUCCAUUCAUGGUGAAUCCAUAUCCAUAUUUCGGAUACAGCCCAGAACAGGCAAAUUUUGCACUCUUCAAACCGAACCGAGGUAUGCGCGAUAGAUAUACAAAAAGAACAUACACAAACAUGUUCGAUCAGUUGAUCGAUGCAGUCUACAUUUCCAUGAAGAAAUUGGGCUAUGGCGAUGUGGAUAUUGCUGUAGGGGAGACUGGUUGGGCUUCUGCUGGGGACAGUUUUGAACCGAAAUGUACUAUUCCAAAUGCAGCUUCUUACAAUGGGGGUUUGGUGAAGAAGUAUAAUCAAGGAAUUGGGACGCCAUUGUUGCCCGGAAGGAAGUUUGAAACUUAUAUUUUUGCACUCUUUAAUGAAAAUCUGAAGUCUGGUGUUACAUCUGAGAGGAAUUUCGGUUUGUUCCAUCCAGAUUUUACACCUGUUUAUGAUAUUGGUAUCAUGCGAGGAACCACAGGCGUGCCUGAUCAGCCCGGCCCAAAGCCCACCCCAUCGGUUUCAACACCACCAACAAAGGGCAACCAAAAAUGGUGCGUGCCGAAGGCUGAGGCCACCGAUGAACAACUACAGUCCAAUAUAGACUUUGUGUGCAGCCAAGGUAUGGAUUGCGGGCCGAUUCAACCCAAGGGUGAUUGUUUCAACCCUAACACGAAACGGGCUCACGCAUCUUAUGUCAUGAAUUCUUGGUACCAAAGCAAGGGUCGUAAUGAUUUCGACUGUAAUUUUUCGGGCACCGGCACCAUCACCACUUCUGACCCAAGUCAUGGGCCAUGCUCGUUCCUUUCUUGA